Messenger RNA from Suricata suricatta (meerkat), 1697 nucleotides. It is a transcript of the gene ORC4, whose product is annotated as origin recognition complex subunit 4. The record is from RefSeq and is a predicted model, not a curated record. Gene Ontology annotation, molecular function: ATP hydrolysis activity; DNA replication origin binding; ATP binding. Gene Ontology annotation, cellular component: nucleus; nuclear origin of replication recognition complex. The coding region runs from base 125 to 1435 and encodes 436 amino acids. Gene Ontology annotation, biological process: DNA replication; DNA replication initiation. Lineage: Eukaryota; Metazoa; Chordata; Mammalia; Carnivora; Herpestidae. The transcript has 14 exons.
AUGCCGGGAGGAUUGGUGUACCGUUGGCACUGCAGGUGAAGCUGAGCUGACUACGCGGCCAGGAGCGCUUGUGAAGUGGUGCCUGUGGUGGCUAGAUUCCUGCUCUGCCUGGAUAUCAGUUGAAAUGAGCAGUCGUAAAUCAAAGAGUAACAACUUAAUACAUGCAGAGGUCCUUUCACAGGUACAAAGAGUUUUACGGGAAAGAUUUUGUCAUCAAAGCCCACAUAGUAAUUUAUUUGGAGUACAAGUACAAUACAAACACUUAAUUGAGCUGCUAAAAAGAACUGCUAUCCAUGGAGAAAGUAACUCUGUUCUCAUUGUUGGACCCCGAGGAUCAGGAAAGACGAUGUUAAUAAACCAUGCUUUGAAAGAACUAAUGGAAAUAGAAGAAGUGAGUGAAAAUGUAUUACAAGUUCACCUAAAUGGACUGCUGCAGAUCAAUGACAAAAUUGCCCUAAAGGAAAUCACAAGGCAGUUAAAUCUGGAAAAUGUAGUUGGAGAUAAAGUUUUUGGAAGUUUUGCUGAAAACCUUUCAUUUCUUCUGGAAGCUUUAAAAAAAGGUGACAGGUCUAGUAGUUGCCCAGUGAUCUUCAUAUUAGAUGAAUUUGAUCUUUUUGCUCAUCAUAAAAACCAAACACUCCUCUAUAAUCUUUUUGACAUUUCUCAGUCUGCACAGACUCCAGUAGCAGUUAUUGGUCUUACAUGUAGAUUGGAUAUUUUGGAACUCUUAGAAAAACGAGUGAAGUCACGAUUUUCUCACCGGCAGAUACAUUUAAUGAAUUCAUUUGGUUUUCCACAGUAUCUUAAAAUAUUUAAAGAACAAUUAUCUCUACGUACAGAAUUUCCAGACAAGCUCUUCACUAAGAAGUGGAAUGAGAGCAUUCAGUGUCUCACAGAAGAUAGAAGUGUACGAGAAGUACUACAAAAGCAUUUCAAUGUCAGCAAAAACCUGCGGUCGUUACACAUGCUAUUGAUGCUUGCUUUAAGUCGUGUAACCACAUCACACCCGUUUAUGACUGCAGCAGACCUGAUGGAGGCACAGCAGUUCUGUAGCAUGGACUCUAAAGCAAAUAUCGUACAUGGUCUGUCAGUCUUGGAAAUCUGUCUUAUAAUAGCAAUGAAACAUUUAAAUGACAUCUAUGAAGAGGAACCCUUUAAUUUUCAAAUGGUCUAUAAUGAGUUUCAGAAGUUUGUUCAAAGGAAGGCCCAUUCUGUUUAUAAUUUUGAGAAACCUGUUGUCAUGAAGGCUUUUGAACACUUACAACAAUUAGAGUUAAUAAGGCCCAUGGAAAGAACUUCAGUAAAUACACAGAGAGAGUACCAGCUGAUGAAACUACUUUUGGAUAAUACUCAAAUUAUGAAUGCUUUGCAGAAAUACCCCAACUGUCCUACAGAUGUUAGGCAGUGGGCAACAUCCUCACUAAGCUGGUUAUGAAUAUGACCAGGGCUUCAGUUACGGAGUUUCAGGCAUACUUCUCUAAGGAACUAAAAGCUAUUGUCCUUUAAUAAGAUAUGUUAUUACAUUUUUUAUAUUUAUAAAAUUGUAUUUUUGUAUUUAUCAGAAACUGUUAUACAUAUAUAGGUAUUGGCUAUGUCUUGCCUUUGAAUCAUGAACAGUUACAUGAUUUAUAAUUCCAGUGAUUUAGAUUAUAUUGUAAGAGUUCAAAGAAAUAAAUGUGACUGUUUUAGGAAACGAA